Colletotrichum higginsianum IMI 349063 is the source of this 4329-nucleotide messenger RNA. RefSeq names its product Autophagy-related protein 11. Gene Ontology annotation, molecular function: molecular adaptor activity; protein kinase binding. The record is from RefSeq and is a predicted model, not a curated record. The transcript has 3 exons. NCBI's taxonomy places the organism in Eukaryota, Fungi, Ascomycota, Sordariomycetes, Glomerellales, Glomerellaceae. Gene Ontology annotation, biological process: autophagy of mitochondrion; reticulophagy; piecemeal microautophagy of the nucleus. The coding region runs from base 1 to 4329 and encodes 1442 amino acids. Gene Ontology annotation, cellular component: extrinsic component of membrane; Atg1/ULK1 kinase complex; phagophore assembly site membrane.
AUGGCGACGGAGGUGUUGAUAGCCCAUACGGGCCAGCGCCUGCAGGUGGACACGACGCAGUUCACCACGCUCGAUGAUCUCAAGGCCUGGAUCGCAAGGCAGGCGUCGAUUCCGCCGCAUCAGAUUGUUGCUUUGACUGCUCAGGGACGAGGCGUCAAGUUGCAGACCCUUCACCAUGAAACGGAGAUCUACAUCUACGACCUCCGGAUAUCGCAACCCACACCCCCGGGCGCCGCCUCGUCUCCCAACUCCGAACUGCCCCUCCCGAAGCGAUACGCCAUCCCGAACGCCCCCAACUACAUCGGUAACAUCCGCAUCCUGUCAGAAUGGCAAGCCCUUUGCAAGGAGCGCCAGGCAUGGGCUCUCGGCAUCGUCGAUGACUCAGCGCGUAUGGCGGACGAGAUCCAGGAGCGAUACAGCGAGAUGGACGUCAUCAUCAAAUGCCUCGACGCGGCAGUGGCCAAUCUGGAGAUUAGUGUGAAGCAGAUCGAGCCCAAGUACGCGGAGUUGAGGAAAUGGGUGCAGCCCGCACUGGAAGAGUACGAGCAGCUCGCUGAGAACUGGGAGCACUACCUCACUAUUGCGCGCAACGUGCCCAUCGCUGCCUCCAUGGUGCGUUUCAUGACGUCGCGGGACCUCACGAAGAAGCAGGCGACGCUCGAAGACCUAAUCGAGCAGGACACGGCCAAGAAGUCAGGACGCUUUGCGCCGUCAUCGUUGAAGAAGUUCAGCACCAAGGCCGCCGAUCUGGACAAGGCUGCGGAUAGGAUGUACGGAGCGCUGCGGCAACUGAUCGGGGACUUCGACAACCUCGUGGGCCGAUCCGCGUUAACGCACAGCGGCGAGGCAGCACAGUUGCUCCAGGACCUCGAAGCUGUGGCCAAAAAGAUCCAGACGGACUACCACGUCAUGAUGGAGUACUCUGACACCCAACCCAAUGUCCUCCAGGCGUCGCGGACGGCCGAGAACCACACAUCGCGUUUGAUACCCACCUUGAAGAAACGCGCUGCGGAAAUGGACGAUAUGCUGAACUACGCCACGCAGGCGCGGAACGCCAUUGCCUCGGACUCCGUCGGCUUCAUGCGGAAUAUUACUGAGAUCACCACAUUGCACAGCAGCGUUAAGAAUCAAAUCAGCGUUCUGAACCAGGCCGAAGACGACAUGACGACAUUUGAUUAUCUGCGCCUAAUCCACCAGCUUCCAUACAUGUACGCCUCUUUCGUCUCCGAAGCAGUCCGUCGCCGUGAAUGGUCCGACAAGAUCAAGACGGAUUCGUCAACACUGGCCAACGAGAUGGCCUUGUUCCAAGAUGAGGAGUCGAAAAGGAGGAGGAAGUGGCACAAGAUGGUCGGCAGCAUGUACGGCCGAGACAAGGUUGAGGCCAACAUCUUGGGUCUCGAGGUCAACCUGCUGGGCGAGGAAGAGACUUGGCCAAGCAUGACCAAGCGCGACCUUGAAGAGUUCUUGGAGCACCUUCAAAGACAACAGGCCGAAGUUGACAUCAUCGACGACGUGACGAAGCUUGUCAAUGAGCUGAGCAGCCCCACGAAGCAGCAGUCGAAGAGGCUGAAGGCCUUUAAGAAUGGCAGUAUCCACGAAGCUGCCCUUGGACGGAGCGGCUUGAUGAUCCGCGGUGACGAUGAUCUGCUUCGCAGUCUCCAGGAUGACAAGUCGAAGCUCGAGAACAAGCUGAAGACGGCUGAUAGCAGGGUACGGAGAUUGGAGGACUUGCUUCAUAGGCAAAGUGCGGCAUCUCGGCCUGGCAUCGGAGGCUUGUUCGGCCACGAAAGGAAUGAUUCGACAAACUCGAUAAAGUCGAUGGCGCCCUCAGAGGAUCAUCAUCGUGCGACGGGCCAUCCAGAGGCACUAUUGCAGAGGAUUCAACAGCUAGAAAAUGAGCUGAGCAACCGUCAAUCACCCGACAACUCGGAGGCAUUGACCCUGAGAAUACAGCAACUCGAAAGCGAACUCAACAACCGGCCAGCUUCUCAAGGUUCUGAGAUCCAGUCGCAAAGGAUACAACAGCUCGAACUUGAACUCAAUGCGGAAAAGGAGAAGUGUGCAGCAUUCGAAAAGGAUCUCAGCGUCAGGGCUACCGCCCACGACGACGUCAAGGGCCGGAUGGAAGAGGCCAACUCUACCAAAAAGGAACUCCUCGAGAACAUGGAGGCCUUGCAGCGGGAGUUCGUCGAAGAGCGGAAGUCGCUCGAGAACGAGAUCAAGGGACUCAAGGCGCGUAUAGAAGACACCGAAGACGAGAUUGAGAACUUUGACGAGUCAAGAGAGAACGAAAAGGCCACGUACAUCGAGAGGAUGCACGAGCUGGAAGCCGAGGUCGAAAGGCUGCAGAAAGAGCAGAAGGACGAGGCCCUCAAGACCCAAGGCCAAGUCGAAUUCCUACGCAACGAGGCACGGCUUCAGAGAGAGCAGAACGAGUCGCUCGAUAAGCAGCUCCGAACGGCCAACGACGAGGCGAAGAAGCUGGCCAAGAUCUUGGGUUCAACCCAGGACACCGCCGAUACACAACUGAAGGCCCUUCGCGAUGUUCACGACCAGCUGUCUCCCAACGACGACAUCACAGAGGACCUUAACGAUCUCAUCGAUGCCCUUGUCUACCGGGCUACAGAUGUCGCGGCCAAGAUGAAGACCCUGGAGAGCGACAAAUCGAUACUCAAGGCCGACCUUGAGCAAGCCGAGGAGCACACCAAGGUUUUAAAGACAGAGGUUUCUGAAACGAAGGACAAGCUCGUGCUUGAGGAGGAUAACUCUAGGCAACUGAGAGAGAACUUGGAUGAAGAGAAGGCCAAGGUGGCUGCUCUCGAACAAGAAGCAGCCGAGAGCCGGGAACAGCUGGACCAACUUCGCGCCAAGAUUGCCGAUGGCGAGACCGGCUCGGAAAGCCUCAGGAAAAAGCUGGACGAAGGACAGGAGCGGAUCAGCUCCCUCACCGAGGAGCUCGCAUCCCGGCAAUCCCAAGUGGGUAGUCUUGAAGAGGAGCUUCGGCUUUGUAAGGAAAAGAUGGACAAGUCCCGAGCCAAGCUCGCGGCCGUCUUUAGCCAUUUCGAGUCUAGGUCUGAGAAGACCAAGGACCUGACACAGCGUCUCUACUCCCAGAACGACCGACUCUGCAGGCUGCUGGAACGGCUGGGUUUCGCGGUCACGCGCCAAAACUCAACGAUGACGAUACAGAAGGUCCCAAGGUCUGAGAGAGGCACUACGAGCCAGAUGCACAAUGCGAACGACUCAUCAGACCCCAGCCAAUCAAUGAUCCGUCGCUCUGGCAUGCUCAUUAGUCGUACCUUGGCCGAUAGCACCGACCUCGAGUUGUUGUACUGGAUGAACGGCACCGACACCGACACGGAGACGGACAAGUACGAAGCCUUCAUGACGCGUCUGGGCAGCUUCGACAUGGACUUAUUUGCCGAAACAGUAUACAGGCGUGUCAAGGAUGUCGAGCACCUCGCUCGAAAGCUCCAACGAGACGCGCGCGCGUACAGGGAGAAGGCGCAUACCCUGCAGCGAGACUCGCAUGAGAAGAUUGCCUUUAAGCACUUUAAGGAAGGGGACCUCGCUCUAUUUCUUCCGACGAGAAACCAGACAGCCGGGGCUUGGGCUGCGUUCAACGUGGGCUUCCCUCACUACUUCCUGCGCGAGACCGACGCGCAUCGUCUGCGGUCUCGUGAAUGGCUGGUCGCUCGCAUCACUCGGAUACAGGAGCGUGUCGUCGACCUCUCGAAGAGCCUGCACAAGCAACUGCCCGACAACGAUUCGGUCAACGGCGAGGAGGACGAUAACCCGUUCCAGCUUUCUGACGGCUUGCGAUGGUAUCUCAUCGACGCGCACGAAGACAAGCCGGGCGCUCCCGCCACGCCUGGACUGGGCAAGUCCACGAUCGCUGCGAACACUGUCGAGGCCAUGGCGGACAUGCACACGCAUGCGCAGGCGAACGGCAAGGACAAGCAACGGGCGAACCCACACAGCAUUGAAGGUGUCAGCAAAGCGCUGAGCAAGAGUCUCGAGAGCCGUCGGAGCAGUUCCAACUCCAAGAAAGCCCUGCCCUUCGCCGUUGGCGGAGGUGCGGCGCUGCUCAAGGGUAACGCGCUGGGCAGCGAAACCAACUCGCUCCGUGCAGUUGCGCCGGAUACGCCAACGGAGACGAGCCCCCCCGGGGACCUUCUUGGAUCGUCGGCGAAUGGACACGAGCAUUUGGGGCAGGCUGGGCAGGCCUCGAGCCCGCUUGCGGAAGAGGGCCAUCCCGCGCAGGCGGGUGACGAGAGGCCCACCUCGCCCGAGGUACGAAGCACGAUCGAUUCCCUCAUCGGCCCCUGA